AUGGUGGAGAUGCUGAAGCAGGACCUUUUCAGUCCUGUUCUUCCUGCUCAAAGCGUCACUUUACCUGGAGAUGUGACCAGUGAUAUUUGCAAUGAGGAGAAGAUCAGAGCGGUGAACACCUGCUGUGCAUCUACCUGUAUGGACAGUGAAGAUGAUUUUGAAGAGGACCUUAAGUUUCCUGGCCCUCUUAUGAGAGUGCCAUUUGAGAUGUCAGUCCUACCUGAAACCUUUGUGACAACUGAGACAUACGAAUACUUGCUGUCGCUGACCUCAGGGCUGGCCCAGCCAAGCUUCCAGAUCUUCAAGUUGUGCCAUGUCAGCAGGGUGGUCUAUUUUAAGCUGACUCUCAUAAGUGCUGCCCCUAAAUACUGUGAGACCAUCGCUAGGGCAGCCUUCACUUUCCCCGACAGAAUCAAAAGUAGCUUCAUUGAACGGCUUAUUUUGCUGUCUUGCAAUCUCCUAAAAGACCAGGCAGAAGAACCUGAGUGGCUGCUAGAGCUCCGGCAGCUGCACAGAACUAAAUUAGCAAAUGCUAAUGGUGACCCAGAGCAGUACAUGGCAUCUACCAUCCAUGAGGUGUAUUCUGAGAUUCAGGACUCACAAUUUUCCCUGAGGACAGACGAGAUCCCCGCUCUCCAGUCCACUGAUCUGGAGCAGCAUGCUGCCCCACGGGCUGGGCUUUAUUCACGGUACACUUUGGGAAAACUGCUGGGGAAGGGAGACUAUGGAUCUGUCUUCGAAGGACACCGGAUUGAAGAUGGGAAAGAGGUUGCCGUUAAAUUUGUUGACAAGGCCGGUGACAUCAUAACAAUUCCUGGAGAGACGCAGAAGCUGCCUGUAGAGGUGGCGCUAAUGAAGAUGGUAUCCAAGCCACCUCGCUGUAGCAAUGUGCUGGAGCUGCUGGAGUGGUUUGGAAUAGACAAUCAGUAUGCCCUGGUCCUGGAAUGGCCCAGGCCCUGUAUGGACCUCUUUGCUUUCACUAUGCUUCAGGGCGGCCACCUGUCUGAAGCACAGGCUCGAGACAUCAUGCUGCAGGUGAUUUGGGCGGCUCGUCACUGCUGUGACCGUGGAGUGUUACACAGUGACAUCAAUUUAGAGAAUCUCCUCAUCAACACCAGGACCUUGGAUAUCAAACUGAUCGAUUUUGGCUGUGGGAGACUGCUGAAGGACAGCCCCUACUCCUCAUUUACAGGUAAUUUUAUGCGAUAGAAUCAAAGAGAAAGCAGUGGAGAAUAGGUUUUUAAAUGUUUUUGUGACCUUGCUGAUGGUGCUCUUUCUCUCUUUUACACUCAGGCACUGAUGCAUUUAAACCUCCUGAGUGCCUGAUGAAUUUAAAGUACAUGGGCAUUCCUGCUACCAUCUGGGGUCUAGGCAUACUCCUGUUCUGCAUGAUCUGUGGAUGCAACCCCUUUGAAUCAGGUGGCGACUUUCAGUGUGCACACCUGGAAUUAUGUUCUGACAUGUCUCGAGGUGAGUCGAUACAGAAACAUCACGCUGUAAAACUGACGUAGCAGAAUAACUUUAAAACGCACUCUUGAUUCUUUUUUCAACAGAGUGCUUUGAGCUGA
Molecule: messenger RNA, 1568 nt
Organism: Ictalurus furcatus (blue catfish)
Lineage: Eukaryota; Metazoa; Chordata; Actinopteri; Siluriformes; Ictaluridae
Exons: 8
Coding region: 1-1209 (402 amino acids)
Biological process (GO): protein autophosphorylation; negative regulation of apoptotic process; regulation of mitotic cell cycle
Cellular component (GO): cytoplasm
Molecular function (GO): protein serine/threonine kinase activity; ATP binding
Source: RefSeq, a predicted model, not a curated record